CGGUCCCCGCCCGCCCGCGGGGCUAUGAGGCCGUAGGGCCCGCGGGCCGGAGCAGCCUUCCGCCGCCAGCAUGUUCGGCCGCUCCCGCAGCUGGGUGGGCGGCGGGCACGGGAAGGCCGCCCGCAGCAUCCACUCCUUGGACCACCUCAAGUACAUGUAUCAUAUUUUGACUAAAAAUACAACAGUAACAGACCACAACCGCAACCUGCUGGUGGAGACCAUUCGUUCCAUAACUGAGAUCCUGAUCUGGGGGGAUCAGAAUGACAGCUCAGUGUUUGACUUUUUCUUGGAGAAGAAUAUGUUUGUGUUCUUCCUGAACAUCCUGCGUCAGAAGUCUGGUCGUUAUGUGUGUGUGCAGCUGCUGCAGACUCUGAACAUCCUUUUUGAGAACAUCAGCCAUGAAACAUCCCUGUACUACCUGCUCUCUAAUAACUAUGUGAAUUCCAUUAUUGUCCACAAAUUUGACUUUUCUGAUGAGGAGAUCAUGGCAUAUUACAUAUCAUUUUUGAAAACUCUUUCCCUGAAACUCAAUAAUCAUACUGUACAUUUCUUUUAUAAUGAGCACACUAAUGACUUUGCUUUGUACACUGAAGCUAUUAAAUUUUUUAACCACCCCGAAAGCAUGGUCAGGAUUGCUGUUAGGACUAUAACUUUAAAUGUCUACAAAGUGUCAUUGGACAACCAGCCUAUGCUGCAUUACAUUCGAGAUAAAACUGCAGUUCCUUAUUUCUCCAACCUUGUCUGGUUUAUUGGCAGCCAUGUGAUAGAGCUGGACAACUGCGUGCAGACUGAUGAAGAGCACAGAAAUAGGGGCAAACUGAGUGACCUGGUAGCAGAACAUCUUGAUCAUUUGCAUUACCUUAAUGAUAUCCUUAUCAUUAACUGUGAAUUUUUAAAUGAUGUGCUGACAGAUCACCUACUUAAUAGGCUCUUUCUUCCCCUCUACGUGUAUUCAUUAGUAAAUCAAGACAAGGGUGGAGAGCGUCCAAAAAUAAGUCUCCAGGUUUCUCUCUAUCUUCUGUCUCAAGUUUUUCUGAUUAUACAUUAUGCUCCCUUGGUGAACUCUUUGGCUGAGGUUAUACUCAAUGGGGACCUCUCAGUGUUUUCUUCUAAGGUUGAGCAAGAUAUACAGAAAAACUCAGCAAAGUCAAGUAUCAGGUGUUUCAUAAAACCCACAGAAACACUUGAGAGGUCUCUUGAAAUUAACAAACAAAAAGGGAAGAAGAGGAUGCAGAAAAGACCCAACUAUAAAAAUGUUGGUGAAGAAGAUGAAGAGGAGAGAGGAUCUGAAGAUAACCAAGAUGACCUUGAUAAAAGCAAAGGUACAGAAGCAAGUUCAAAGGGUGUAAGAACAAGCACUGAAAAUGAAGAAAUAGAGAUGGUAAUCAUGGAGAGAUGUAAGCUGUCAGAGUUGUCUAUCUCUGCUGUGACAGAACAGAAUACAACAGAUGAAGAAAAAAGUGCAGCUGCUUCUGGGAGUGAGAUAACGAACUGGAACAGGCCUUUUCUUGAUAUGGUCUAUAAUGCACUGGACUGUCCUGAAGAUGAUUACUAUGCACUCUUUGUGCUCUGUCUUUUAUAUGCAAUGUCACACAACAAAGGACUUGACUCAGUCAAGCUGGAGAGAAUUCAACUUCCGGCUCAGCAUGCUGCUGAAGAGAGAAAUUCCUAUAAUCAUGUCCUUGCAGAAGGACUCAUCAGGAUAAUGAAUUAUGCUGCACAACCAGAUGGAAAAAUUCGUUUGGCAACUUUAGAACUUGGCUGCCUGUUGCUGAAGCAACUUGUGUUUUCCAAAAAUGGCAGGAUCAUAAAAAGUGUGCACCUUGAUUGUCUUGAGGGUGCAAGGGAGGAAAGUGUUCAUCUCCUUCGUCGUUUCUAUAAGGGAGAAGAAAUCUUUCUGGAUAUGUUUGAAGAUGAAUACCGGAGUAUGACAAUGAAACCUAUGAAUGUAGAAUACUUGAUGAUGGAUGCCUCGAUCUUGCUACCCCCAACGGGGACACCACUGACUGGGAUUGAUUUUGUGAAAAGGUUGCCUUGUGGAGAUGUGGAAAGAACACGAAGAGCAAUCAGAGUUUUCUUUAUGCUUCGUUCACUGUCACUGGACUUGCAAGGUGAGCUGGAAACUCAGUUACCACUCACAAGGGAGGGAGAUCUGAUAAAGGCAGAUGAUGUUCUGGAUUUGAAUAACAGUGAUCUGAUUGCUUGUACAGUCAUAACAAAGGAUGGGGGUCAAGUUCAGAGAUUCCUGGCUGUGGAUAUUUACCAGAUGAGUUUGGUUGAACCAGAUGUUGCCAGACUCGGAUGGGGAGUAGUUAAAUUUGCAGGCCUUCUGCAGGAUAUGCAGGUGACUGGAGUAGAGGAUGACAGCAGAGCCCUGAACAUAAUAAUUCACAAGCCUGCCUCAAGUCCUCAUUCGAAGCCCUUCCCGAUCCUCCAGGCCACGUUUAUUUUUGCGGAUCACAUUCGCUGCAUCAUCGCCAAGCAGCGCCUGGCCAAAGGCCGCAUCCAGGCUCGGCGCACCAAAAUGCAGAGAAUAGCAGCUCUCCUGGAUCUUCCUGUUCAGCCUUCAACUGAAGUUAUGGGUUUUGGACACAGCUCUGGAGCUGCAGCCCAGCACCUCCCAUUUAGAUUCUAUGACCAGUCCCGGCGUGGGAGCAGUGACCCGACGGUGCAGCGCUCUGUCUUUGCAUCUGUUGACAAAGUCCCAGGCUUUGCUGUAGCCCAGUGCAUAAAUCAGCACAGUGCAUCCCCACUCUCGUCACCAUCCCCUUCCAGUGGCAGUGGCAGUACAGGGCGCUGUGAUUCAGUGACUGCAAGCUCGACAUCCACUCCUUCUGCUGCUCAGAGCCCUGCAGAUGAUGCUUCAGCUCCAGAGCAGCCUCUGAUGUCCAGUCAGACAAUGUUGACUGAUGAAACUCUUUCAGCUGUUUCAAAGUCCAGCAAAAAUGCUGUAAAAACCAGUGACAUAGAAACAGCCAACCUGUCUCCCAGCCUGAUUCCUGCACAGCAGCCCACGAUUUCCUUAAUCACAGAUGACAACACAGACACACUGAGUGUGGAGUCGCUCACCCUGGUGCCCCCAGUUGAUCCCCACAGCAUUCGAACAUUCAGCUGCAUCCCUCAGGCCUCUCUGCAGCCUGAACUUGAAGCUGACAUGGUGAAGGAGGUAGAGGGAGAAUGUUCUGACUAAAGCCACCAUGCAGACUGUAAUAAACACUGAGGGAAGUGCAACCAAAUUGUCAUUUGUUUUUUCUCUGGGAGUGCAGAUACUUCUGGAGGCCUGAGAGGCCUCAGGUCCACACUAAGGGACCAACUGGUGAUGGAGAAUGUCAGCAGCUUUUAGAGCCAACAUUGGAUCCUCAGCAUAUCUGAACUGGAGAAGAGAGAAAAACCCCGAACGUUUGAAUCUGGACUGCUUCUUUCCUACCAGUUUCUGUUAUACAAGAACAUGAACGUAUUUCAGAGGACCUACUGCCUUUCUAAUAGGAACUAAUUAAUUAUAGAAGGUCUACAGUAUUAUGGCAAAGUGAAGAGACUUUUGGAUACCCAGCUUCAUGGUACUGCAUUAUUACGUCUCUGAAAUGGGAGACGUGCCAUUGACCAGAAAAAAUUAUAUAUUAUAGGACAGAGGUAAAGCUUCCUUUUGAGUCAGGGUGUGUUUUUUCACUUUGGUGUUUGGUUUGGGGCUUUUUUUCUGGAGGGGGGCGUUUUGGGAUUUUAUUUGGUUCUUUUGGUUGGUUGGUUGGUUUUGUUUUUUAACCCUGAUCUUGUUCAUCUUUUGGAGGUCUGCACAAUACCAGCAGGCUUGGUCAUAUUCAGUAUUGUCUUGGUAGGACUUCAGACUUAAAUACUACGUUUUCCAUAUGUAAUAUUUAUUUCAAGGUUUGAUUCAAAGUUAAAAUACAAUGCUUGUUCAAAUUAACAUAAGGAAUUUUUGAACUACUUUAGUCUUUGCUUAGCCACCUAGAGCGGAAUGUAAAACAUUUUAAAAGAUUGCUAUAGCUUGUUUGUUCACUUCUGACAGUCUAAUUGCUACACAUCUGAGGAGUGGUGAUAUCCCUGCAACUGAAAGACAACUUCAAGAAGCAGACAAGCAGUUUUACUCUAAAGAGGUUUUUCACAUAUUUUAUAGUUAGGUAGGAAGAAGGUCACCAUAUCUAACUGAUAAUUCCUUUGCAGGUCUGAUCUUGAACAGUAUUGUGUAAUUUAUUUUUUUUUCUUAUCUGGGAUAGUAUCUUACUUAAACAACAUUGCUACAUAAAAGUUAGUGAGUUAACAUUACUUCCUAGAUCCUGACACCAAGCUGACAGAAAAGGGAAAGAUGUUGAUUAAAGUCUGGAAUGUUCUUUGCUGACUUGAUGCAUAAUUUAACAUGAAAGGAAUUUAACAUUUUUCAUCAAUUUCCAAGUAAGUUAAUUUAAUAGUAAAAUGAAUAGAUUGUCAUUGCUGGUCUGUUUACUGAGUUGGCAAUUCCUCAAAGGAGGACUGCUGUUUACUUGGUAUUGGUUUUAGUCACCACUGCAAUCUGUUUCCUCAUUCUGUCUCUACUGACAUUGACUUCGUACCAAAUAGGUGAAUCUGCAAAGUUUUUACCCAGUUCUUAGCCUCUUCCUGGCUGUUACAGGGAAUACUCGAUUUUUCAGUGUUUUAUGUAUGUAUAUGAGAUUGACUAAUUCACAGGUACCACUUCUCUCACUUUUUGUCUUCUCCUUCACAUAAUAAUUGAAUCUUUGCCAUCUGGGUGUAUGAGGUGUCUGCUACUGAAUCCCAGUAAUUUUUUUCCCCCCUUAUUAACUUUUACAUGCAGUUUUGAUUUCUAAUUUUCUGUGACGACUUCUUUCUCUCAGACUGAAUUAACUGGUACUCUGACCAUUCCAGAGUGGCCCAAACUCUAAAUGAACUCAGAGUUAGGUGUCCUCAGCACUGCAGUGGAUUUUGUGUGAAAAUCUGGCAUUAUUAGGAUAAGAGUCUACAUUUUGGAUUGUUUAGUCUCGUGCUUAAGAUGAAUUUGCACUCAUGCAGUCAUUGUUGCAGCUAAUGUGCAUGUACCUGAACAAGCCUAGACAUCAGUAACAAUCUGGGCACAAGGACCACAUGAAUUUUCAUUAGCUGAACUGACUGCAGUCUAGCCUUUCUCUGAAAUGUUGCAGCAUUACACUGUAGUCUCAGUAAUAUUCUAAAGACCAUUAUAAAAAAUGCCUCACUUAAUUUGAAAGCAUUUUAUCUUAGUUAUUAACCUGAAAUUCUUGACCUAGUUUACACAAAAUACCACUGUGCAGGCUGAUUUCCCUUAAAUAGAAUUCAUUUUAAACUGGGAAACCUUGAUCUUUAUUUAUCUCAUUUCAAAUUCAGAUCUAGCAAGAUUAGACCCGUGCACAAGGAGUCUCUUCGAUGCAUGUUCAUAAUGUCACUCCUGAGCACAGGAAAUGGAGCAAAGGGAAAGAAGGGUGACUCUGCUUUUCAUUACUUUUGAGUGGCUUUUAACUCUCAUGAUUACUUGUCUAGUGAGAGCUUCACAGGAAAUGACUGAGACAGGUACUGUUAUUAGGGAAAUAGAAGAAUAAGUCUGCUGUUAAUUUGCCUGAGCCACCUCUGAGGAAAAAACCUGAGAUCCAACCUAAACCCGCCCUGACUCGGCUCCAGCCGUUUCCUAAUUAAGCAGUAAAAUGUGAAUAACUCUAAUUUCCAGACUUACUACAAGUGUAAUUCUUGUGAUUACUUCAAGCAAUCCAAAAAUUCAGUAAUUGCCCUGGAAUUGAGUAUCAUUUCACUAGCAGUAAAAUAAACUUUAUGCUUGAACACAUAGGUAAGCUAUCAGACAAGCAGGUGAAACUGUGUGUGUAAGGAUGGAGCCACUUCCUAAGAGUGAACACUUCACCCACAUGGUGCUGCUUUGCUCUGGUGUAGUCAGUCACUUCUCUGCAGGAGACAGGGAGCUCCAGAAUAGCCUCAGGAGCUGUGGCACUGACCAGCAGGGAGUAGUAGUCAGAAAACCACCACUAAGCUAAACAUUCUUCUCUUGUCUCCACUAACCAGCUGAAGUUAAACUUGUUUUUAAAAGAACAUUGCCCAGGCAGGCAGUCGCUGUCUGGGAAAACAAAUGGUUUGGUUCUACAUGUAGUUGAAUCAGAGAUCUGCAGAGACAUUGGCUGGGGGCAGGGAGAUCGAGGCCUUUUGCCUCCAAGGUAAUUAGUCUCCUUCUUUCAGACAGCCUAAUGUAGCCAUCCAAAUAUAUGCUGAAAAUUCUCUUCUUAACUGCUGCUGUCCUCCUUCUUGAAAGAGUUUUUUGGUGUGUCCCUGGUUCACCACCACUGUCCUACCCUAGGAUAUCACCCACCUAGGCACUACUCUUCUGUUAUCUGGCAGUCUUAGGAGAAGUUCUCCUGUGCUUGCCUGCUGUGUUUCUCUUGAGCUUUCCCAACAUUUGCAGCAUGAGUUAGAAACAAAUAGAAUAACUCUUCCCAUAUCCUAUUGGAUUCUGAAAAGCAGAGGGGGAUCCAAGCAGGGCUUGCUAGGGUGGGAUGUUUUUAGGGGCUGGGAGGGGAGUAGUUCUUGGGGGUUUUUCUGCUGCUCAAGACUUGAGCAGCAACAAAGACACAGGAGAUGCAGUUCUUGACUGAGUCUCAGAGGGUUCUUUCAUAUGGAAACCUAUUUUUAUAUUAUAUUUGUACAGAAUUUUCCCUAUUUUGAUCUCCUAACAUUUUUAGAUUUGCACGUUGCUCAGAUUUGAUUUGCAAAGUGUUAAAAUAUAUAUUUGUGUUUGUUAAUGUAUUAUAAAUGUAAAGCUAAAUUUUGGUUGUCUAAUAAAUGUGCACUGUGGUGGUAUCUGGUUUAUUGUUUUGCUAAAUUGAAUUCAUUGGUUCUUAAUGUGAAAUGGAAAAACUUGUCAUUGUUGGGACUGUCUUGUUAGCAUAAAUGUGUGGAGUGCAUUUAUUUUAAAAGUAACUAAAAAUGGCUUAAACAGGUAAUGACUAAGAAUACUUGAUAACAAAAGUUAAGGUCCAGACUAGUACACAGGAUUCUUUUAAAAUCACAAUCUGAAGAUGCAUGAGAUUUUUUUUUAGCCUGUUUCCCAUUACUUUUGGUUAUGGUUACUCAUGCUGAAGUGAGUUUAAGACACGUAAUAAUUGCAAUCUGAUCACUUCAGUAUGUAUGAGAAGAUCUGGCAGUUAGUGUUUGGGUGUGUUUAAGGAUUAACUGGCAGAAGUAUUUACAAUGAACAUAAUAAUUUUUAAGAUUGGUAAUAAAUUCAAGUGUGCAGUUUCAUAGACUAUUACAAUGUCUAGCAGCUUUGUUUUGCCAGGGGACAGCACUGAAUAUACAUUGUCACAACUUCAGGAAGCCCUCUAGAAGCAUUGCAAACUUCAGAAGAUAACUUUAGGCAUCUCCACUUGUGAAUAGCUUGUGUCGAUAUUUUUGUUGCAAACUCUUUCCUUCAUUUUUAGAUGUUUUGUAAGUUUGAUUGUUUUCAGUGCAAAGAGGGAGAAAUGUAUUUUUCUAGAAGAAUGAACGUACCUGGGAUUUAAGCACUACAGAAAGCAUUUAAUGAACAUGGACUAUCCUCCUAUGAAAUACAUGUCAGUAAAGUUGUCUGAAAUGUAGUUCAUUUGGGAAAUCAAAGUCCUGAACAUGCACUUACAUAGAAAAAAGCCCAAACAUGUUUGAAUUGAAUUCUGAAAUGUCUUUCUACAGGCAAUAAGUAUUAAUUUAAUCUAAGUUAUGUUAGACAUUUGGAGUAAAUGUGAUAUCUUAUGUUAAUUUAAAGAACAAUAUAACUAAGUGUCUGGGAAGGGAGUGAAAUUAGAAAAUAUUGGUGUAUGUUUCUGAAAUCCAGACUUCUGAGUCUGUAUUUGCUGGCAUUGAUGAUUUGUUGUGGCUAUUGAAAACCUGGACAAGAACAAGGAAUAAACCUUUGUAAAUGGAACUUGGCAAUAAAAAUGGUGUUACUAAGAAAACUUC
Messenger RNA from Catharus ustulatus (Swainson's thrush), 7959 nucleotides. RefSeq names its product C-type lectin domain containing 16A (gene CLEC16A). Gene Ontology annotation, cellular component: endolysosome membrane; late endosome. Bases 71 to 3190 code for a protein of 1039 amino acids. NCBI's taxonomy places the organism in Eukaryota, Metazoa, Chordata, Aves, Passeriformes, Turdidae. Gene Ontology annotation, biological process: regulation of autophagosome maturation; endosome to lysosome transport; endosomal transport. The transcript has 24 exons. The record is from RefSeq and is a predicted model, not a curated record.